AUGUCCUCUCCCAAGGGUCGCCUCCAGGGCAAGAACGCCAUCAUCACUGGCGCUGCAGGUGGCAUUGGUCUUGAAACCACCAUCCUGUUUGCCCGCGAGGGUGCCAACGUUCUGCUCGCCGACAUUUCAGAGCCCGCUUUGGCCAAGGCUCUCGACAAGGUGAAGGAGGUGGUCCCCAACGCUGGCCGUCUGGAGACUAUCCGCUGCGAUGUGUCCAAGGAGGCCGACGUGCAAGCGAUGAUCGAGUCCGUGGACUCCUGGGGUGGUGCCGAUAUCGUCUUCAACAAUGCCGGUAUCAUGCACGCCGAUGAUGCGGAUGCCGUUGACACUGCCGAGAAGAUCUGGGAUCUGACUCAGAGCAUCAACGUCAAGGGUGUGUGGUUCGGUUGCAAACACGCGGUCCUGAGCUUCCGCCGCAACAACAAGAAGACCGGCAGUGUCAUCAACACGGCAAGCUUCGUCGCCCUGAUGGGCGCCGCCACCCCUCAGCUGGCCUACACUGCCAGCAAGGGUGCGGUCCUGGCCAUGACUCGGGAAUUGGCUAUUGUCCAUGCCCGCGAGGGCUUCCGCUUCAACUCGCUCUGCCCCGGUCCCCUCAACACUCCCCUGCUCCAGGACUGGCUUGGUGAUGACCACGCCAAGCGUUUCCGUCGGGAGGUGCACUUCCCCAGCGGUCGCUUUGGCGAGGCCGUCGAGCAGGCGCACGCGGUAGUGUUCCUUGCCAGCGAUGAAAGCAGCUUCGUCAACGGCACCGACUUUGUGGUGGAUGGUGGUCUGAGCAAGGCGUAUGUCACCGCGGAAGGCCCCGCACCUGCGGCACCGAAGAACCUUGCUCACUAA
Molecule: messenger RNA, 840 nt
Organism: Penicillium oxalicum
Lineage: Eukaryota; Fungi; Ascomycota; Eurotiomycetes; Eurotiales; Aspergillaceae
Product: putative short-chain dehydrogenase/reductase family protein
Exons: 4
Coding region: 1-840 (279 amino acids)
Source: RefSeq, a predicted model, not a curated record